AUGACUAUGAAUGAUUUUACUGUGUCUCCUGCAGAACAGAACAAGAGUUCAGAUGUUCAAGCUGUUGGAAGCGAGCUUUCGUACGGAGGAGCUGUAGAGCGACUUCGUCAGGAGGUUCAUGGGUUGAUCGCUGAAGUUGCGAACAGUGGGGACAAGUCGGACGAAGAGGUCGACGCUUUGAAGGCUGCCCUGUCGAAGAAGUGCUCUAACUUGGAGGCUAUAGAGAAAGCUCUCUCUAUGGUCACACCUAACCAGAGUCCUUCCCAAGUAACAGUGGUUAGUCAAGGUGCGGCUAAUAGUUCAACUGUACCUGAUGAUCUUCCUUUGUUCCAAUGGUUUGGACGUGUCAAAGAUGAAAAAAAGGAAGUUUUUGCCAACAUUGAGGAGUGUUGUCGCCGGUUUUCCGAUAAGUUGAGCAGUUGCACGCUUGAUCUUGACGAACACUGGUAUCGUUUGCUUCCUCCUUGUCUUCCCGGCGAUCUUCGCAAUUGGCUUGAUGAGUUUGUGAAAGCAUCUGGCUCCACUGUGUCUUGGGCUACCUUGAAGGGAGCUAUCAUCGGUCGUUUUGGUACACCAAAAGAACAGCUCAGAUUCGAAAGAAUUAGGGAGUUUCUUCGUUGUACUAAAGGAAACGAAGAAUCCGUUGAUGGUUUCGUAGAGCGGUUUAAGACGUUGAGAAAUAGAGCUGACAUCAGUGAUAAGGGUGUCGUUGCGAUGGUGUUUUUUGACGCUUUCCCCAAGGUUACCGCUAGGUUGCUAAUGGUUGCUAUGAGUCAGGCACCAGAAUCGUCAUUUUAUGACAUUGAUUAUGUGUCCUCUCUCGUGCGCAAGAUGGAUAUGAUGGCUAUUGAGACGGGUCAAGAAUCUUUGGGCUCUGUUUUUGAUGGAAGAAAACGCGCUGCUGACAUACCUGUUUCGAACGAAGCAAAGAAGUCUCGGUACGCACCUUCUUCUAGUGGAAACGCUUUUCAAAGUAGCUCUUCGUCGAGAUCCAAUGGUCCCUCGUCCAACUCUCCACGUUCUAGUGCUAAUCGUUUUGGCAAAACAUUUGCUGAACAUGUUGCUGAAGGGACUUGCUCCAAAUGUAACGGUCCUCGACCAAAGGGGCAGAUGCAUCACUGCAACACUGCUAUUCGUACUGGUGGUGGUAACACCCAUCAGGGCAAUGGUGGUAAAAAAGUUUUGCGUGCCAUGACUAAGAAACGUGGUGGCAAACAUUCGAUGGAUGCUGCAAUCCAAGCUGCUUUUCUCUCUGCUCGUGUUGAUCGUGCGUUAGCUGAGAAAGGUGCUUCUUCCCCUGCUCUCUCCUCUGCUGAACAAUCGGUGGAUGAUGUUGUCCUUGCUCCUUCUUCUGGUGGUAGUGACAAUGUUGAUGUUGACCAAGAUGCUGUGAUGAGUGAAGCUCAUGGUAUCUUUGAGGAUACUGACCUGGUGAAUCGUGCCCAGUCUAUUCUUCUUGAAAAAGAGAUGAGUAGCAUGUCUGUGGACGACGAUACGCUACAAAAUAUAUUUGCUCAGCAAUGA
Messenger RNA from Mucor velutinosus, 1524 nucleotides. RefSeq lists its product as uncharacterized. The record is from RefSeq and is a predicted model, not a curated record. Bases 1 to 1524 code for a protein of 507 amino acids. The transcript has a single exon. NCBI's taxonomy places the organism in Eukaryota, Fungi, Mucoromycota, Mucoromycetes, Mucorales, Mucoraceae.